This is a messenger RNA of Moneuplotes crassus, 9848 nucleotides long. NCBI's taxonomy places the organism in Eukaryota, Ciliophora, Spirotrichea, Euplotida, Euplotidae. The record is from the annotation of a GenBank genome assembly.
AUUUUAUAUAAAUAAAAGACAAAAGAUGUCAGAUCCAAAGUUACCAGAAGUCACUGAAGAGACUCAAACAGCUACCGCUGAAGGAGAAGAAACAGUUAAAACUUGGGAGGAAGAGCUAGAAGCUGCCAAGAAUAAUUACUUCAUUGUCAGAAAUACCAUUGAUCAUAGAGAGGAGCCCUUAGAUGUCAUGAAAGAUUUAUCAGAUUUCAUCGAGAAAGUUGUUGAAGAUCCAACUAAGCUAGAAGAGAACGAAGAAGUCAGCAAGUUCUUUUACGGAGAAUGUGCCAUGAACCUACUGAAGAGACUCAAUAAGGAAAGAUCCAGCGACUCUAAUUACCUCGAUGUCAUUGCAACAGUGAUGAAGCAGUUCACAAGACUGUUUGUGAAGAGAAUUGAGCACCCAGAGCUAUCUGAGCACAUGAAGUUUGUUUUUGACCCUAACUGCAUGCUGCAUAUCUACCACUACCAGGAUACCUUGUCUGAACAGAAAAUUAUGGAACAAAAGAAGAUGGAACAAUGGAGGCAUGAUCUGAAGGUUGGAGACAAAGUUGAUGCCCUCAAAGGAGAUGAGAAGCACAAGUGCUGGGGUAUUGCCAAGAUCAUUCAGAUCAGAGACGAACUCCUUGAACUUGAGAUGGAAGGUGACCAUAAGAUUUAUGAUAAGAUCAUCAGCAAGUUCUCAGGCGAGGUUGCCCAAUUUGAGGAGUUCUCCAAGGACCAAGAAUGGAAGGGGGAGCUAAAGCCAGGAGACGAAAUAGAUGCCUUUGAUAAAGCCAAAACUUGGUACUCCUCUACAAUCCUUGAAGUUAGAGAGGAUACAGAUAUGAACGGCAGGACUUGGGAAAUGCUCAAGGUCGGAUUCAGAAUAUACAGAGAAGAUUCAAUGAAGCUUGAUGAUGAAGGAAAAAGAUAUGAAGGAUGGUCUGAAAGAUUUGACGAGUGGGUUCCUAGAUGGAGUCCAAAAGUAUCCAAACUCUUUUCCAAAGCUAAACCUAAGGCUGGCAGAGGUACUAGGCUAUAUGAAGAGACUAUUAUUGAUGACUCCAGCGAUGCUCAGAUUAAGGAAGGAGAUGCCCCAGUCUUCGCUGUUACUAGACCAACCAGAUGUAAAUCUUCCUUAUUGACAGAGUGUAUUAAUAUUUUUGGAGAGCUAGGAGGAUUUGCUCAGAUUAUGAGUAGAAUUACUGACAAGGAAAACCCAAUCAACCUUGAACUCCUUGCUAACUAUAUGGAGUGUCUUGGAAGGAUCUAUCCAAUGUAUCACAGAGAUUUCAUUGCUGACUUAGCCCCAAAGGUGAAGGAUGGUAUCCUGAAUGCCAUCUUCAACGCUCCAGAAGAGAGUAUUAGAAACAUUAAGAAGGAAAAAGUUGAGCAAAUAGUCACUAGACUAGGAGAUAUUCUUAAAAGAAUUAUGAGCUUUGAUGAAAGAGACAAGACUCUUGACAACUUGAACCUCAAUAUUGCCUUAAUGUGUCUGAAGUCUAACUUCCUUGAGAGAAGAAUUCAUGGUAUCAAGAGCCUUGCUGAAAGCUUGAAAGGAAUUAAAUAUGCUAGAGGAAGCAAAAUCAGUGGAGAAUUGAUGCUUGAAUGGAUCCAGAAGAACAAUAUCUUGGAUAUUAUCUUCGACCACAAGAACUAUCACGUUCAGAUUAUUCAAAGAUCUAAGGAGAUCUUGAAAUUCUUGAUUACCGAGGAUCAGCUAUCAACAGAGCAACUUGAUCUCUUCUGGAAGGGUACUUCAUUUGAUGAUGAGAGCAGAAGAGAGAUCUAUAAAAUCAUUCAAGAAGUGUCUGGAGUUAUGCAAAGCCACCAUGUGAAGCAAUUUCUCGACAAGUUCACUAAAGACAAAGAUGUCAAAAUUAUCCCUGAAGCUGUUAACUGUAUUUUUGAGAUGGGAAAAUCUUCAAAAGCCUUAAGCGAGCACACCACUUCAGUUGCUGAGCUUUUAUGGAGAUUUGCCACUGAUGAUAAGAACCCAUUCGACGUGUCAGACAUCGCUAUCACUAAACUAGGAGAUCUUUUGAAGAAAUGGAAGUUUAGCACUGCAAAAUCGUACUUUUACAAGUGCUUAGACAACUUGAAAAGCCAUUACUCUUCGAUUGAGUCUCUUAAGAUCCUUAAGAAGUUGAUCAAAGAUGUAGACUACUCCUCAUUCCUCUUUGACACUGAGGAAUCAGGAACUCUAGCUACCCCAGAGGAGGAUAAGACUAAUGAAGAAGAGAAGAAGGAAAACGAGCCAAAAAUCUCCAGCAAAAAUGAUGCUAUUAUCUUCUUCAUAGAGAAUGAAAACCUCAUCGAGAUCUUCCUUGAAAACCUUAGAAAUUAUAGCAAGGUCUCUCAGACAAGGAUCUGCGAGGUUAAGGACAAAGCCAAGAUCAAAGAGUUCAAAUUUGAAGGAAGGUAUGACCACAAGACCAAUAUUGAAGAGAGACUUGGCUUCCUUAAGUUCCUUGCUUCAAGCUCAACCUUCACGAUCUCAAGAAAGGAAGUAGACAUUAUCUGGAGCUGCUUAGUUGAUGAAUCUGAUAUUAACUUUGAUGAAGCAGCCUUAUUUAAAUGGCUCAAGGAGUCCUGUGAGACUCCUAAAGGAGGUAGUAUAGUUUGGGAACUCCAGGACAUUGGAGCCAUCUUCAAUGAGAGACUUGGUAAAGGUACUGGAGAAAUGACCUCUCUCACUCUUGAUGGAUUUUACUGCAUGCAAAGCUAUUUCUUGCUUGCCAAUGAGACAGCUGAAAAGCUUGAAAGAAUUGUUAAACCAAAGUCGGUCACUACUGUUUACAGUGGAUAUGGAAACCAAAUUGGUCCAACUUUCUCCACCUUCUCUAUCAACAGAGUUAGGCAGCCAGUUAAGAAAGAAGAGCCUGAAGAAGAAGUCAACUUUUUGGUGCAAACAGAGCCUAAAAACUUAGAAGGAAUUACUAAUAUCUGGAAGAUUGCUAUUGAGUGCAGAAAUAAGGAGGUUAGCAAGAAGGCCACUGAGUUUUUGAUCAAACUCUACUACAACCUCUGUCCAAGCAUUGAAGAAAAGAAGAAAGAGAUCAAUUAUGAAUGUAUUGAGUCAGCCCUUUCCUUCUUAUCCAAGAUUCAGGAGAAUAAAGAAAAGUCAGACGAGAGUAAAUCUAGUGAGAUCAUCAACAUUAUCGGAAUCUUCAAUGAAUUCCUUGCUCAGUCAGAGAGAAAAGGAACUACAGGACUGAAGCAACAGAGAUCUCUCCUGAAGGGUGAACUUUUAAACAAGAUUAGCAUCACUAACUCUGUGUCUUACAACAAGCUUAUUGGGAGAAAGAUUGAACUUUCUCUCUACAGCAAUGCUACUGUAUAUGAUAUCAAGAGAGUAAUCGGAGCUGUCAAUAGGGUCCCUGCUGAAUAUGUUAAACUUAUCAGAAGCGCUACUACAAGCGAGAUCAAGGAUAUUGACAACGGAAAGACUCUUUCAGAGUUAAACUUCAAGCCAAAUGAAGUCCUUAUGGCAACCAAGCAAAAUCUUGGAAAUAUUCCUAAAGCUCCUCUUCUUAAUAAGGACAAAUCCCUUUCUAAAGAAGCUGAGAAUAUCUUCGGAGAAUGGUUCGAUGAGUUCUCUCAUGAUGGCCUUAUGACUCCAGAUGAUUGAGUAGAGUUCAUCAGAUCAUGCACAGAUGAUAAAUGCAAGACAUCAGACAACAGAGUCAGGAACCUCUUCAAUAACCAUGACUAUGAUAAUGAUGGAAAGGUGGACAAAGCUGGAUUUGUCGAGUUUUACAGACUCUCAUGCGUUAGAAAGGAAGAAGUUGUUAGGUCAAACAUCCUUGCUCAUAACUACAGAAAUGACUUGAAGAAAAUCAGUGAUACUUGUGAAGAGAAUACUGACAAGACUAUCCUGCCAAGAUAUAUUCUCUCUCACGAAUCGAAGUACUUUGAGACUCUCUUUGGACUCUUAGACAGAACGGAUGAGUCUUCUAAAGAAGCAUGGAGCUUGAUUCAGAAAUUAGUGACGAAUCCUGCCAUAAACAAUAAGAUCCUGAACCUGAAUGUAGAGAAGAAGCAGAAUGGAGAUUAUGACUGGGAGACCUUGUUUGAUACUAAAAGUAUCUUCAAGCUCCUCUAUACCUUCCAAAUCAUUGAAAGCUUAAUUGAAGAAGGUGGGGAAGGAGACCUUGAAAUCUGCAAAGUUUACAAGAACAAAGACACUAGUAAGGCACAAACCUCAAUGACAGGAGGUUAUGGCCCUGCUGCAGCUAAUAAUAAGCAAGAAGAGGAGAAAGACAAAGAUGAGAAGGAGAAAGAAGAAGUUGAGAGACCAGACGAGUUCCUUGUCUCUGCUCUUCUCGCUUCAAACCAAAAGGACAUCGAAGAAGCUCUAAAGAAUGAGACUGAAACUAAAGAACUGAGAAAGACAUGGAUCUUUAGAUUCCUUGAAAAGAAAGGAUUUGAAUUCUCUUAUGAAUUAUUCUCAAAAACUCAGAACAAUAUUGCUAAUAUGAAUAGCUUUGAGAAGAACUUCUUAGGCUUCCUUUUGAAUAUCUUGAAGAUCUUUAUCACAUCAGCCUUCUUAGCUGUUGAACCCGAGGUUGCCAACCUUGUGAAUUUGGUAAAGAAGCAAUCGCUAGUGAAACCUCCUCCAAAGGAAGAAGAAACUUAUGAUAAUUGGGGAGCCACAAGUGAUCAUGAAGAGAAUAUUUACUCAACUCCUACAGGAAAGAAAUCGAUCUCAAGAACCUUAAUGGUUGAAGACACUGGACACUUCUAUGAUCUUGACCCUGAUCCAAUGGACAUGACCACUGAAGAUUACUUGUUCGGUGACGAUUAUGAUGACCUUGACUCUGAUAAAGCAGCAGCUGGCAGUGAUGGAGGUAUUCCUCUCAAGAAAAAGGUUAGCUCUCUCAGACCAAGAGCUGAAGAGAAUGCUGUUGAGAAAAAGAUCGAAAUGCUUGCAUCCCAACUUAAGGGUGAUCUAGGAGAUAAAAUGCUCAAGGUUAUCGAUUUUGACCAGCUCCAAAGCAUCGUACUUCAGUCAAUUGCCUCAAUCAUUGUAAAGGAAGAGAUGGACUUUGAUGAGAAAAAGAUUGUGGAGAGCUCACUCUCCCUUUGGCUUGGAUGUAUCCUGCAUAAUCCUAAAAUCCUAGACAAUUUCUUCACUUUUACAUGUGAGGAAUUUAGCGAAGUCCAAGACUUCAUCUUGAGAGGAAUUCUGUACCCUUCUUUGCAUAAGAUCAGGGAAGAAUUCUUGCACACUUUGUUCCUGUUUGCAACUAAGAUUGAGAAAGCAAAGGAGGACACCUUUGAGUAUACUCUAAAGGCAAUGCUCAGCAAAUUGCCAAAGGACAAUGAAGGAGAAGAAGCUUGCACCUCACAAUACUUUGAACUGGUAUCUAAAUUGAUCGAAGAAUAUUUCAUGAGGUUAGAGAAAGAAAAUGUCAAUAAAGACAUCCUUGAUGCCACAAAGUUCUUCACUGAAGUUAUUGAGAAAAUCAAGUCCCAUCAAUCAAGAGAGGGAAGAAACUCACUGAGACAGGAUGAAACUCUGAUUGGAUACCUUAAGAUAGCACAUAUGGUCCUUGAGAAAGGGGGACUUGGAGAAUGAGUUGACAUUGCGAUCAAUAAUAACUUCAUCACUGAGCUCUUCCAGAGAUGCCUCUUCCCAAAUAAUAUCUCUGCCUCUGAAGAGGAUGUGACAGAAGGAACAGAUGCUGGUUCUUCUCAUAUAUCAGGAAACAAGUGCAAGACUGAAGAAAGCAGAAAAUGGGCUUAUAAGUUGCUAUGGACUCUCUGUAAUAACUCUAUUGAGCUACUUAAUGAGUUGAUUGUUAACCAAAUGCAACCAUUGUGCAAGCAAAUUAGGCUCCAUCCAUCAUGGAUGUACACUCCAUCUGGAGAUACAAGGAAAGGAAAAUACAGUGGAAUCAGAAACUUAGGAUGUAUCUGCUAUAUGAACUCAAUGUUGCAACAGCUGUAUCACGUCCCAUCAUUCAGAUACCAACUCUUACAGGCUGAUGAUGGAACUCCUCCUGACUGGGUUGAACAUAAGGGAAAAAUGAUAGAUGACAACGUUCUUCAUCAAUUGCAGAGAUUAUUCGGUCACCUCGAGCUUUCGGAGAAAGUUGAUUAUAAUCCAUUCGAAUUCUGCUUCUCCUUCAAGCAAUUGGAUGGGCAGCCUACAAAUACAUCAGUACAGCAUGAUACUGAAGAGUUUUAUAAUAUUCUUUUUGAUAGAAUUGAGAACUUGAUUAAACCAACUCCUCAGAAGUACCUCUUCAAUUCUACAUUUAACGGACAGAAUUGCUCCCAAAUGGUAUGUAAAGAAUGUGGCUUCGCUAGGAACAGAUUUGAAGACUUCUACAAUGUCUCUGUCACUGUCAAAGAGAGAAAAUCUCUUGAAGAAUCUAUCAAAAAGAACUUGGAAGGAGAAGUAAUCUCAGACUAUGAAUGUCCAGGAUGUAAGAAGAAGGUAGACAUCACAAAGCGUACACUGUUCUCUAAGUCACCUAAUGUAUUAGUGGUGCAACUCCAGAGGUUAAUUUUCGACUUCAACACCUUCCAGAACCAGAAGGUUAAUUCUCACUUUGAGUUCCCUGAGAACCUAGAUCUGUCUCCUUACAGUCUGAACCAUGUUAUGAAGGAAGAAGGAAAGCUCACUGAUAAGGAACUUGGCAAGGCAGACGCCAAUGAUGAGCAAUCUGAUGAAGAAGGCGAAGACGAGUACGAAGGGCUUACCGAGGAAGAGAAAAAGGAAAGAAUCGAAGAGAAAGAACUUUAUCUCAAGAAUGUUAGAGAAAAUGAAUCUGAGUGUUAUGAGUAUAAACUUGUAGGAGUUAUCAUCCAUGUCGGAACUGCUGAUGCUGGGCAUUACUACUCCUUGAUCAACACAGAUAGAUUCUUGAAGGAAAAUGAGCACGAAGAUGAAUGGCUCGAUACUAGCAAAGACAAAUGGAUGGAAUUCAAUGAUUCAAGAGUCAGUGACUAUAACUUUGAAGACCUGAAGGGUGACUGUUACGGAGGAAGUGCAGGUAACGACGACUGGUUCGGCGGCAUGUUCAAAACUGCAUCCUAUGGUAAAAGUGCUUACUUAUUGGUCUACGAAAAGAGAUUCAAGAAGCCUAUUAAGAUCUUGAUCCCUGAAGAGAACGAGAAAGAGGGUGAAAAGAGUAAAGUAAAUAAGACUGUUAUCCCAGAAAAUGCUGUUAUUAUGACUGACUCUAAAACAAAUGAGAAGUAUUAUGAGAUUACUAUGAAGGAAGCAAAAUUGUUUGUCCCAAACAAGAUUUACAAAGAGAUCUGGUCUAAUAACUUAGAGUUCUCCUUUGAAAAGUUGAUCUACUCUAAAGAAUUCUAUGAUUAUGUUAAUGAGUUAAUGAUUGGUACACUCACCUUCAAAAAUAAGCAAGAAAGCUUGCCAGAUACUGAUAAAGAUAAGAUUGAUGAGGUCAUUAGCAAUGUCGUUACUGUUGGAAACAAGAUUGUUUACGAAGUUUUAACCAAGGCUUACCACAACCAGAAGCUUCCUACCAUUGCAAACACUCUCUGUGAGUUAUAUGAAGCUUCUGAUAAGGCUAUCAUGAACACAAUGGAAUAUAUCCUUCAGGAAGAGAAUGACGACACUGUUCUUUACGUGUUCCAGAUCAUGCUGUUCUGUAGUGAUAAAGUGUCUAGAAAUGCUGCUGCAAAGCUUGUCUCCACUUUAGUGAACAGAUGCUUUGAGUUAGAGAAGGAAUACAUUAAUGAAACUGAAAAGGUAACAAUCAAAGUUGUUGAAGAUCUUAUCUCAACGGGUGAUAAAGAGAAAGAAGAGGAAAAGGUUGAGAAGGAAGUCAUCCGACCAAAAUCAAUGGCAGUCAGAUUCUAUGAUCUUGCUAUUAAGACUCUAAAGGAAAGAGGGCCUUCAAACUGGAGCAAAUUUGAGCAAUAUCUCUGUAUGCUCAGAAAUAUCAUCGUUGGGGGAGAAGCUCAGAUUAAUUUAACAAUGGAAAGAGGAGGCAUUAUUGGAUUUGUAGAUUUCAUGCUUGGACAAAACAGUCCUCUUUAUACUGCAGGUGAAAAGAGAACCAAAAUGGGAAGUGCUUAUUCUGCACCUAAAUUUGGACCUCUCUUGGAAGCAAUUUCACAUCUAAUUGUCAGAUGUUAUACUCCUCAAUUUAAUAAGGACUCUGAAGUCAAGCCAAGUACAUUCGACGCUGAGGCUUCUGUCCACUAUGAACUCAAUGAAGAUAAUAUCAAGAAUUUCUUGCUUCAUCCUGAAUUCCUGAAGGUCGCUCUUGUGAACUGAAAUGCUAUGUUAGGAAAGGCUAUCUCCCAUAUUUCAUAUAAUGAUCUUGAAGCUUCAAAGGAAAUCGGAAAAGUUAUUCUGAAGACUAUCAACUCUACUGAUUAUGAGAAAAUUCAAAACUGCAUGAUUGUUGCUAAGCAAUAUCUUUACAUCGAAGAUCAAUUCCAAAGAAACAGAGCUGAAUGGGUUCUAGGAUUCAGCUGCUUGAGUGCUAGACUGACUAACCCUGAAGGACUUCCAAGAUUCGGAGUUUCAUACUGCAGUAGCAUUGUAGAUGAAGUGUAUCAGUACCUCUGCCCACUUGACUUGACUGGAAAAGAGAAUUCAUUACUCUCACUUCUCACUAGGUACAGAGGAAAGAUGGAUCUUUAUGUUGUAAACUGUCUGAAUAUCUUGUUUGACAUAAUUGUGGGAAGUGAUUUCUUGUCUGAAUACAUGUUCAACCUCGAUCCAUUAACUUAUGAAUCUGCUAGAUUCACAGAUUGGAUCAGACCGUACCUAGAGAAAGAACUUGUCAAAGCUUCCAGAAUAAUCUCUGCGUACAGCAAGAACAACAAGAAGGAGGAGAGCAUCAGGAAGUGCUUCGGGUACCUCGAAAAGUAUGAAGCAAAGCUCAGAAACUACAACAGAAAACUUCAAGGACUCCCUCUCGAGGAAGAACCAGCAAAGACUGAGGACAAGAAAGAAGAGGUUAAAGAAGAAGCCAAGGCCGAAGACACUAAGGAAGAAGAAAAGGUUCCUGAACAAGAAGAGCAUUCAUUCCAGGUCAUUGAAGCUAUCCCCAAGAGAUACAUCAUCAACUGCGCUACUAGGAUCGAGAAGGUGUACGAAGAAAUUAGAGAUGAAGAAGGCGUCGCUGUAGUUGUACAUAAAGUCUUCUGUGAGAUCGCUGAGUCUCAGCCAACUACUUAUGGCAAUAAGACUUUACCAGGAUAUGCCUUCUAUAACUCCAAGAUGGAAGCAGCAGAUUAUGAAGAGAAGCAUAUCCAGAGCACUCAGGAGUUUGAACUAGACCAUGAGGGCGAAGGAGAUAGUCAGAGAGAAGGAAUGCCAAAAGAGAGCGUCUCUAACCUUGAUGAUGUCCAGGUCGGAGUCAACAAAGUCACUGUUAACAAUAAGAAUGAGCAAGAUGAUGAUGAAGAAGAGAAAGGAUCAGACUGGAACUUGCCAAAAAGAGAAACUGACUUCGUCCUCGUUGCAUCUGUCAUGAACAAUCUUAACAAGAGCUUGGUAAUAGAUAUGAAACUUGUAUGCGAAGAUGAUCUGAGUAGAGAGAACAUUAAAGCUCCUGUAAAUACAAUUGAAGCCACUAUUAAGCCUCUCACUCAAGAGAUGUGGAUGGUGCUUCACAAGGUUGACCCUGACAAGGAUUGGGGCGAGUUUAAAUUUGAAUGGAACUACAAAGAGAAAAAAAUUGAGCCCAGAAAUGUCAAUCAUCUCGUGUUUGACGACAGGGUAAGCCGCCUAGCCGAUUUAAUCAGCGCAAUGAGAGUUAUGCAAGCCUAAUGAUGAUGGGGCCGAUCAUUCAGGGUAAUUUCUACGGAAUUUAAUUAAAUUACCCAAUAAAUCUUACAUUGAUUACUAAAAGUACUUACCUACCAAUUUACGA